AUGACGCCGGACCAGAUCGUCGAGUUGAUCAUUCACGACACCUGGUACAGUGCAGCGCCGGCCGGCAUCCAGGCGCUGACGCUGUGCAAGGAGGUUUUUGAGGAGCGGGGAAUAGACUACACACCGGCCCGCAUCCACGAUAGCAGCGAAGAUCCCGACAGCCUGUUCCAGCGGGGUGAGGAGCUUCGGCGCAGCUACAUGGGAGUCACCUCCACGGCGCGACCGACUCCGCCAACGGAAGCUGAGAAGGAACUGGGGCGUAUUACCGGCGAAUACUACUGGGGGGCGACCUGGACCCGACCGGGUCUUGAUCUCGCCAGUCGUUGCAUUUGCACCAUGACGUGCCUGGCGGCUCUGGGUCGCGAAGGGCCGCUGCGGAGCCACAUUCGUGGCGCGCUGAACAUAGGGUUGACGCCGGACCAGAUCAUCGAGGUGUUCGGCCACAUGACGCUAUAUGCCGGAAUACCGUUCGCCCGGGAGCGAUGGACAUUGCCAACGAUAUUUUCACCAGCGCGUGAUGCUGCUGCCGAGUGCAUGAAGCAUGAUCAGGGGCCGGUUAGCAGACUGGCCUCUGAUCAUGCCGAUUGA
Molecule: messenger RNA, 588 nt
Organism: Geodia barretti
Lineage: Eukaryota; Metazoa; Porifera; Demospongiae; Tetractinellida; Geodiidae
Source: the annotation of a GenBank genome assembly